Molecule: messenger RNA, 525 nt
Organism: Malania oleifera
Lineage: Eukaryota; Viridiplantae; Streptophyta; Magnoliopsida; Santalales; Ximeniaceae
Exons: 1
Coding region: 1-525 (174 amino acids)
Source: RefSeq, a predicted model, not a curated record
AUGGAUAUGACCUGGAGACGAUUUAAGGAGCUUUUCUACGAUCGGUACUUCCCUGCCACCACUAGGGUUGCAAAGGCAAAGGAAUUCUUCCACCUGACUCAGGGGCAACUUACUGUGCAGCAGUAUGCUGCAAAAUUCAUGGAGGUCUCCCGUUUUGCACCUUUUAUGGUUCCAGAUGAAUUCCAGAAGGCGAGGUGGUUUGAAAGGGGAUUGAAACCGAGAAUUCACGAACAAGUGGCAGUUCUAAAGGUGCAGAGUUUUUCAGAGUUGGUGGAUAGAGCCACCGUUCAAGAAUUGAGUUUGCAGAGGAGUGCAAAGAUGGCAGAGCAGAGGAAGGGGCCUAUGCCUCCAAGUUUUUCUGAUAAUGCCAGGCAGGGCUCAUGGAAGAGGGAUAGAUAUGUUGGGGGACAGAGAUCUGAUAGAGGUGAUCGAGGUCGUCAGAGCGAUUCGUCACCUCCCUAUUUUUCUCGUUGUAAGUUGAGGCAAUGGGGAGAAUGCCUAGCCAGGAACAUUAAGUGCUAUUGA